AUGGCGAGGGAUGGAGAAGCAGAUGUCGAUGAUGGCCCCCACAAUGAUGGGGAGGAGGGGUUUGGAGGUAAAAUCGAGUCUCAUGGAAACUCGGCCUCGGACCCUUCGGACUUGAGGCUCGUGUUGCCGAAGUUUCCAAAGAGGGAUGGAGCAGCACCAGCUCUGCAAGAACCUCAGAGGAGCAAUGAGCACACCACAAAGCCGACCCAGACAACUUCCUAA
This is a messenger RNA of Gaeumannomyces tritici R3-111a-1, 222 nucleotides long. RefSeq lists its product as hypothetical. The record is from RefSeq and is a predicted model, not a curated record. The transcript has a single exon. Bases 1 to 222 code for a protein of 73 amino acids. Lineage: Eukaryota; Fungi; Ascomycota; Sordariomycetes; Magnaporthales; Magnaporthaceae.